AUGCAGACAAGACCUGAACAGCUGACCAGCAGAAAUAACCUGAUUUCUCCACCCCUACAUUCCAGAGUGAAUGGUUGGUCUCUACCACUCCACCUGUUUGAGUGUGUUGCUUUGCUGCUUUUUAUCUACCUGGCUGCAGUAGGAUUUGGAGUCUACACACCCUUACUGCCACAUGGAUGGAAAUACGCUAAAAACUUGAAUAAAGCUGUUCCAGUCUUUGACAGAAAUAAACAUAAACAUGACAUCCAGAAUCAGCAUUUGCAUCUCUGCAGCCAAAAGCCAAGCGCUUGCAAUAAGUGUGUUUCAGACUUUGAUGACCACUGUAAGUGACUGAAUAACUCUGUGGAAGUCAGAAAUUACUUGGUUGUUCCGAAAACCAGGGACUACAUAACUGACUUGGAAGCGCAAGAAAAGCGAUCUGAUGCAAUUGCUUCUCUUCAG
This is a messenger RNA of Phaethon lepturus (White-tailed tropicbird), 441 nucleotides long. Its product is annotated as probable palmitoyltransferase ZDHHC11. The record is from RefSeq and is a predicted model, not a curated record. NCBI's taxonomy places the organism in Eukaryota, Metazoa, Chordata, Aves, Phaethontiformes, Phaethontidae.